This is a messenger RNA of Capsicum annuum, 1850 nucleotides long. Its product is annotated as probable LRR receptor-like serine/threonine-protein kinase At3g47570. Lineage: Eukaryota; Viridiplantae; Streptophyta; Magnoliopsida; Solanales; Solanaceae. Bases 8 to 1453 code for a protein of 481 amino acids. The transcript has 2 exons. The record is from RefSeq and is a predicted model, not a curated record. Gene Ontology annotation, molecular function: protein binding; ATP binding; protein kinase activity. Gene Ontology annotation, biological process: protein phosphorylation.
AAACAACAUGGUUGGUUCUUUACCUCCAGAAAUAGGAAAUUUAAAGGCUGCGACACUGAUAGAUCUGUCAAUGAAUCAAUUCUCAAAUGGAAUUCCUAGAGAAAUUGGAGGAUUGCAAACUCUGGUGCAGCUUUCUUUGAGACACAACAAUUUGCAAGGAGCUAUACCCGACUCAAUGAGCAACAUGGUAGGUUUGGAAUUCCUAGACCUUUCUCAUAAUAAUAUAUCUGGAAACAUUCCUAAGUCUUUGGAGAAGCUUCAAAACUUGAAGUAUUUCAAUAUUUCUGUCAACAAAUUGUAUGGUGAAAUACCCUCGGGAGGUCCUUUCAAGAACCUCUCGAGUCAGUUUUUCAUCUACAAUGAAGCAUUGUGUGGUUCUUCAAGAUUUAGUGUCCCUCCAUGCCCCACUUCAUCAAAGCACAGAUCAAAUAGGAAAAAAUUUCUAGUUCUUUUUCUUUUGCUGGGAAUUGCUUUAGUAGUUGCUCCUAGCAUCUUUAUUGCUUUAUGGAUAAGGUAUAGAAAAGGUAAAAGAGCUCCUCAACAAGCUGAUUCAUUGUCUUUCAUAACAAGAGAAAGAAUUUCAUACUAUGAAUUGAUCCAAGCAACUGAUGCGCUUAGCGAGAGUAAUCUGAUUGGUUCUGGAAGUUUUGGAUCUGUUUACAAAGGUGUUCUCAAAAGUGGAACUGCCAUUGCAGUUAAAGUGUUCAACCUGCAACUGGAUGCGGCAUUCAAGAGUUUUGAUACGGAAUGUGAAGUUUUGUGCAGACUUCGACAUAGGAAUCUCGUUAAAGUCAUUACUAGUUGUUCCAAUCUUGAUUUCAAGGCUUUAGUGCUCGAGUAUAUGCCUAAUGGAAGUCUUGAGAAGUAUUUGUAUUCGCACAACUACUUCCUUGACACCAAGCAGAGACUAAGCAUAAUGACAGAUGUGGCAGGUGCUUUGGAAUAUCUUCACCAUGGGUGCUCGUUGCCUGUGAUUCACUGUGACGUGAAGCCUAGUAAUGUCUUGCUGGAUGAAGAUAUGGUUGCCCAUCUCAGCGACUUUGGCAUUUCAAAACUGCUUGGUGAAGAUCAGGGUGAUUUGUACACUAAAACCUUAGCAACGUUGGGGUAUAUUGCACCAGAGUAUGGACUGGAUGGACUAGUAUCAACAAAGUGUGACGUCUAUAGUUAUGGGGUCAUGUUGCUGGAAACAUUUACCAGGAGAAAGCCUAAUGAAUUUGAUGGAGAUCUUAGCUUGAAGCAAUGGGUGAGUUAUUCACUCCCAGAAGCAGUAAUGGACAUUGUAGAUGUCAACUUGGUAACACCACAGGGUAAUCAGAAGGAGCUAGAUGUUGUGGCUUCAAUCAUGAAAGUUGCAUUAGAUUGUUGUGCUGAAUCUCCGGCAAGAAGGACAAACAUGAAAGAUGUUGUAGGGAUGCUGCAGAAGAUCAAGAUUCAACUCCUUGCAUGUUGAGCAUGUUUUUGGAAUCUGUUGCUCCAAUCACAUGAUUGUUGUUUUGUUUUGUUUUAGCACUUGAUUUGUGAAUGAUUCUGCUUUCAGAAAUGCUAGAUGGUUGCAAUAACUCUCACUGUUUCUUCUUAAUAUUAUUGUUUGCAAGGUGUUAAUUCCUCUUAAUAUUAUUCAAAUUAAUUGCUUUCUGGUAUGCUAGAUGGUUGCAAUAAAUCUCACUGUUUGACUGUACAAAGGGCAUAAACUCAUAGAACUAUAACAGAUUCAUGAGGAAAUUAAUUGUUGUUGAAGCCAAUAAAAGGGCAGCCUGGUGCACAAAGUUCUAAGAAAGGGUUUAUCGUACAUAGCCAUACCUUCCAUAUCUGUAAGAGACCGUUUCCCCGGCUCGAACCCGUUACCU